Molecule: messenger RNA, 739 nt
Organism: Coccomyxa subellipsoidea C-169
Lineage: Eukaryota; Viridiplantae; Chlorophyta; Trebouxiophyceae; Coccomyxaceae
Exons: 3
Coding region: 111-584 (157 amino acids)
Source: RefSeq, a predicted model, not a curated record
ACAAGUGGUACAGCCUCAGCACGGUCAACAAGGCCUUCCAGAGCGCCCUUGCUGGACAGCCAGUCGCACUGAAGCUUGGCAGAGAGAUCACAGAUGAUGAACAAGAAAUAAUGCAGCGCACCAAGCUCCUCAUUGUACACCUCGAGCUGCAACCUCAGGACGAGCGAGUGGCCGCUGUACUACUCUCCUCAGCAUUCAGGGAAAGGCAUGCAGCAAAUCUGACAAUGCUGCGGAGCCUGAACCUCUCUAGGUCAUAUAAGCAGUUCUUUGCAUGCGCGCAUCAAUUCACAUCUCUGCGAAUCCUUGAGCUGACCAGUGGUGAUUAUGGCAAGGCCGCUCAGCCUCUUCUGAUACCUUUCCAGUCCCAAUGGGUGCAGCCACUGGAGAGUUUGCAGGAGCUGACAUUGAAGGGGUACCUGUUGCUUGAGCUGCAGCAUCUGCCAAAGUCUUUGCGGGUGCUUGAUCUAUCGGCGUGCAAGGUGUCUUAUGAGGCUGCUGUAUGCUUGCCGGCCUUGCUGCGCCUCAAGGCGCUUGCCAUUCCCAGCAGCGGAGGGCGCUUCUGUUUUGAGAACCAUGACUCGUGAUGAGUUGAUGUACACUUCUAAUUUUGUGACACUUAUUGUGUACUAGUGAAGUAUAUACAAAGGGCUCUAUUCAUAAAGUGACAAAUCGGUGUAAACAGUCUAGCGUGAUGCUUUUCCAGUGAGAAACCCAAACGUUGAAAGCAUCUCAGGAAGGG